AUGUCACUGGUGCAGAAGGGGCCACAGCUCCCCCUGGUGGCAGGAGUCAUUACUGUGAUGGAGCGAUCGCAGGAGAACUCACACACCAUGUGCAGAGGCGAGAGUGAGACUGAUGGGUACUAUGUGGGGUACUAUGUGAGGAACCAUCUGAGGACGUAUGUGGGGUACUAUGUGAGGAACCAUCUGAGGAUGAAUGUGGGGUACUAUGUGAGGAACCAUCUGAGGACGAAUCUUUCUCCCCGCCUGGAGCUCGCCUCUCGCCCGCCUGGAGCUCGCCCGCCUGGAGCUCGCCCGCCUGGAGCUCGCCCGCCUGGAGGCUUGCCCGCCUGGAGCUCGCCCGCCUGGAGCUCGCCCGCCUGGAGCUCGCCCGCCUGGAGCUCGCCCGCCUGGAGCUCGCCUCUCCCCGCCUGGAGCUCGCCUCUCGCCCGCCUGGAGCUCGCCUCUCGCCCGCCUGGAGCUCGCCUCUCGCCCGCCUGGAGCUCGCCCGCCUGGAGCUCGCCUCUCGCCCGCCUGGAGCUCGCCCGCCUGGAGCUCGCCCGCCUGGAGCUCGCCCGCCUGGAGCUCGCCCGCCUGGAGCUCGCCCGCCUGGAGCUCGCCCGCCUGGAGCUCGCCUCUCGCCCACCUCUCUCGCUCGCCUCUCCCCGCCUGGAGCUCGCCUCUCGCCCGCCUGGAGCUCGCCUCUCGCCCGCCUGGAGCUCGCCUCUCGCCCACCUCUUGCUCGCCUCUCGCCCGCCCGCCUGGAGCCUCGUUCCCGCCUGGAGCCUCGUUCCCGCCUGGAGCCUCGUUCCCGCCUGGAGCCUCGUUCCCGCCUGGAGCUCGCCUCUCGCCCGCCUGGAGCUCGCCUCUCGCCCACCUCUUGCUCGCCUCUCGCCCGCCCGCCUGGAGCCUCGUUCCCGCCUGGAGCCUCGUUCCCGCCUGGAGCCUCGUUCCCGCCUGGAGCCUCGUUCCCGCCUGGAGCCUCGUUCCCGCCUGGAGCUAGCCUCGCUCUCGCUCUGA
This is a messenger RNA of Knipowitschia caucasica, 996 nucleotides long. NCBI's taxonomy places the organism in Eukaryota, Metazoa, Chordata, Actinopteri, Gobiiformes, Gobiidae. The record is from the annotation of a GenBank genome assembly.